Messenger RNA from Doryrhamphus excisus (bluestripe pipefish), 2545 nucleotides. RefSeq names its product secretogranin II b (gene scg2b). The record is from RefSeq and is a predicted model, not a curated record. Lineage: Eukaryota; Metazoa; Chordata; Actinopteri; Syngnathiformes; Syngnathidae.
GAGCUGUCCAAGUGCUGCACACACACACACACACAAACAACACAUACAAAGCAGGAGGAAAGAGGACAUGCACGACACUUUUACUGCUGUCUGAGCGGAAAAGGUGAUCAAUAGCCUAUAAUGCUGCAUUUCCACCAAAAGUUGCCCUCGGGGGUGGCCGCAGUCCUCCUCGCCUUCCUUCUCCACGGAUGCGCGGUGCAGGCAGCGUCUCUCCCCCGCCACUACCGCCUCCGCGGCGGGGAAGGCGAAGAGCAGCCGGCGGGUUCGGACCUGCUGAAAGCCUUAGAGUACAUCGAGAACCUAAAGCAGCGUAACGGGGGGCGACCUCUGCCUGUGGACUACGACGAAGUGGAUAAGUUCCGGAUGUUGCUUCAGCUCGCCUCGCAGCAACAGCAAGAAGAUAAUGGUCCAGCGGAUCGUCAGGAUAUCACCGCGGAGCAGCUGAUGAGAACCCUCCUCAAGUCCAUCCAGGAUCAGGCCAAGCUCGGAUCAGUAUCCGCGCCCCGGAACGACCGCCGCCUGCACCGACACCGCACCAAAGACACUGAAACCCCGCAGAGCUCACCGGCAGACUACGCCAACUACCCAAGACCCCACAAGAAGUACCCGUUGAUGUUUGAGGAUGAGGAGAACACGGAUGCAUCCAGACGGGCUACAGAGGACUUGGACCAGCAGUACACACCGCAGAGCCUCGCCAACCUUCGCUCCAUCUUCGAGGAGCUCGGGAGGAUGCCUCUGAAGAGAGACCUGUUUGGUGAUGAUGACGAGGAGGAGGCUGAUGAUGAGGAUGCGGCCCCUGGAGAGGAGUGGGUUCCUGUGGAGGAAAGAGAGGAGACAGAGGAGAUGGUGAAUGGGAGCCACGAGGAAGCAGAUCGAGCACUUGGGGACCAGGAGGAGGCUGCGGAGGCAGAGGAGGUGCAGCGACGCUCGGGUCAGGAUCAAGAGGAUGCGGACGAUGACACCAAACUGGUCGAUUAUUACCUGCUGAAGGUUCUGGAGAUGACCGAUCAGACACAGAAGAGGGACCAGACUGGAGAGCAAAAAAAGAGACUCAUCCGCCCUUCCAUCGUGGACCCUCGCACGGUGAAGGAGCUGCUGGAGCUCUCCUUGAAACUCCAUGUCCCGCCACAGGACCUGAUUGACAUGCUGCUUACAGAAGAGCUCCGGAAGCUCCACCGCAACCCUCCUGCCUCAUCUCGCUACACGGUAGGAACCACCCCCAAAGUCCGCUACUUUAGUCGCAGACUGCCGGUGAAGAGCAAGACGGCCCCCGAGGACAUGGACCGGGAGGACUUUCUGGACAUCAUCGGUGUGGAGACCAUCAGUAAUGAGUAUCCGGUGAUGCAAAGACCUGCCAAGACGUCCUUGGAUAGAACACCGACGGGGUCCAAUGUCGCUCCCAAUGCAGGAUCUGUUAAAAUCCCGCCUCCAUCCGGACGGAGAGAGAACCUGUUCUUAUCCGAGCUCAACAAGAUGCCCCUUAAGCGUCAGGCUGAUGGCGGCGAUGACGCAGACGACGAUGACGUGGAGGACGAGGUGACCACCUACCUGGCGGCCAAAAUCCUCACAGAGUAUCCGCCCAACAGCAUCGCCAAGCGGGACACCCAGGUGCAGAUGAAGGGCGGCUUCCCCUAUGAGCUGUACGAGCGAGCCGUGAAGGACUACUUGGGCCAGGCAGACUCUGGAAGCAGACCGGUGGCCAAAAGGGAGGCUGAGGGGGUUGCGGAGGAGAAGCCCACAGAGGUGCAGAGCAAGGAGGAGAUGCCGGUGAAGACCUCAGCCCCGCAGACCGUGCAGGGUGAAGGAGGAGAGGAGCACCACGACAAAGCUGUGGCUGGAAUGUAAAGGCUAUGAAUAUAGUAUUUCUCUCUGGUGGAUGUGAUUUAGUUUACAAAUUUUAAUUGUAUGAAUCAUAGCUAUCAUCACCCUAAUAAAAACAAAAAAAAAAAAUCCAUAAAUAUAGUCCCUAUUUGCUGCAAGGUCAUUAUAUAAUUAUAGUGACAUCAUAGGUCAUUAAAUUAAAACACAGGGUUUGUUCCUUCUCAUGCUCCUGAAUUCAAUCAGCACGUACUCACAUUAAAUUACAGUUUACACAUGUUUUGUGAUGCUAUUCGGUUUGUUUACAUUGUUUGUAGACAGACUAUCACAUUAUAAUCACAAGAAAUUAACAUGUCAAACCACGUAUGUUACUAUAGCUGAAAAUGACAAAAAAAAAUACAGCCUUAAAGGAGUACUUUCUAACAUAAUAUAGAGCUAUCUGUGAAGAAUAUCAUCAGUUAUUUUCAAUUAGCGGCUGGCUGGAAUGCUGUGGCUCCACGUAUAUUCAGGGUCUGUGAAGUUGUUGUUGUUAUGAUUAUUAAUAUGAAUAAUUAUUUCAAAGUCUAGACAUCAGCCUGCCUUCCAAACAUUUUCAUACUGCAAAGCUCUGUAUUGUUGGCCUAUACCAGUGGUUGUGCUAAGUAUGCUCAUUUUUAAACCAUUUUGUACAUGCUCAAUAAUGUGUGAUGAAGCACAGAUGAAUAAAGCAUCAGAUGUAUUAUUUUUC